Thermothelomyces thermophilus ATCC 42464 is the source of this 1114-nucleotide messenger RNA. RefSeq lists its product as uncharacterized. Bases 339 to 1016 code for a protein of 225 amino acids. NCBI's taxonomy places the organism in Eukaryota, Fungi, Ascomycota, Sordariomycetes, Sordariales, Chaetomiaceae. The record is from RefSeq and is a predicted model, not a curated record. The transcript has a single exon.
GUGGAUCGUGUUCUUCUCUUUUGCCAGUUUUUGGCUGCUGCUGAUUUUCUUUUUCUCCCAACCCAGGAUCAAAAGCCCCUGUUUGCUGGCCCCGGAAGGGCGCCACAGAAUGAGACGCGAGAUCAGAAGCUGCGUCUACGGAUUACUCCGUACUUUAAUCAUCCCCGCUUAAGUUAAGUCGUAGAUGGCAGGAGACCACGUGGUGCCCCUGCUCCUCUGUCACCGACAAACCCUAACCCUCAAUGUUGACCCUCGUCGAGUGUUUAUUACAGUACGGACGGAUGCUGAGCCGACUCGGGUGCAGCCAACAAUCAUCAUCAUCCAGAGGAGCGCAAAAGAUGACAGCACGUACCAGACUCGCAACCAGAACCGUCCAGACAGCAAGGCCGGCACCCGUGUCGACUACCGCCGCCAAACCGGUACCCAAAGCAACAAAAUCUGCUGCCACUACCGUGCCACAACCGAUCCGGCUCUUCGAGGAUGUUAAGGCUUGGGAGACGUGGCUCGAGGCCAACCACACGGAUCAAGCGGGCUUGUGGUUGAAGAUCGCCAAGAAGGGGGGCAAGAUCGCUUCCAUCACGUACGAGGAGGCUCUGGACACGGCGCUCUGUUUCGGAUGGAUCGACGGGCAGAAGAAGAGCCUCGACGCGGACCACUUCAUCCAGCGCUUCACGCCGCGGCGUAAGGGGAGCCUGUGGUCCCGGCGCAACGUCGAGAAGGUCGAGGCUCUGAUCGCGGCCGGGCGUGUGCGGGAGCCCGGGUGGGCCGAGAUCGAGGCCGGGAAGGCGGACGGCCGGUGGGAGAAGGCGUACGCGCCGGCGAGCGCGAUGCAGGUCCCCGACGACUUUCGGGAGGCGCUCGAGCGCAACAGCAAGGCCAAGGCCUUCUUCGAGGGCCUGGGCAAGACCAAGCGCUAUUCCUUUCUAUGGCGCAUCACGACCGCGAAACGGGAGGAGACGCGGAGAAAGAAGAUUGAUCAGUUUAUCACCCUCCUCGCCCGCGGAGAGACACUGUGAGCCUAUCAUUAUUCCUUUUGCACCGCACUUCCGGUGGGGUGUUCUAGACCUGCCCGGUGACUGGGGUUCGGUAAUUAGAUACACAUUCAACGCUAUGG